This is a messenger RNA of Leptomonas pyrrhocoris, 1346 nucleotides long. RefSeq lists its product as hypothetical. The record is from RefSeq and is a predicted model, not a curated record. NCBI's taxonomy places the organism in Eukaryota, Euglenozoa, Kinetoplastea, Trypanosomatida, Trypanosomatidae. The transcript has a single exon. Bases 57 to 1346 code for a protein of 429 amino acids.
GGUGAGCAACACAGAGCAGAAAAUCCGAAGGAAUCCACUUUUUACAUCCCCUGAAGAUGCUGCGUCUGGGGGCGGUGCUGCGAGUGGCACCCACCAGUGCCAGUGCGCCACAAGCGUUGCCGCCUCCACCGCUGAAGGUCGUUGUACUGACGAUGAUUCCCAACGGUGGCGCCGUGGCAGCCGCAUUGCGCAUCUUGGGCUACAGCCCCUACACCUUUGAAGAUUCGCUGCGCAAAGGCCACUUGCUCACUCACCCGCAGGAGUGGAUGUCCGUGCUGCGGCACGAAAAGCCCUUCAGCUUUGACAUUUUAAAAAUACCCCACGUACCCGAAAAGACCCACGGGGAAAAGAAGAGGCAGCAGCACCCCACGGGUGCCUCUCCGUCGCCGCAACGCUACUACGACGCGCUCGUGGGCCCACCGGCGACGAUCGCGUUUGAGGCGAUCUUGAAGGAGUGUCCGCGCAGCACCCGCGUUGUUUUGGUGGAGGAGGUCGACAAGCUCGCCUGGGAGAAGGAUAUGGAUCAGUGGCUGCGGCCCCUCGCCGCGCGCUGCGAGCAGAGCACGCGGUGGUGGCAGGACUCUUGCCUGCACACGAUGCUGCUGGACAUGGUUGACCUGCGCCGCGCCCUCAUCGCUCCGGCAGACCUGCGAAAGGGACGUCGCAUGCGGCCGUUGCCGACUUCCUCCGCGGCGAUGACGGCGCAAAACGUGCCGCUGGCACAGCAACAGGCCACGCUGCGGCUGGCGGGCGCGUUGGACCUAUUUGAGCAGCACGUGAAGGAGUUGGUGCCGUCUGAGCGCUUGCUGGUGUUCCGCGUAGAGGACGGCUGGCAGCCUCUGUGCGAUUUUCUGCAGCGACCGGUGCCCACCUCGGUUUCGUCCUCUUCUCCUCCCUCUGCAGCGUCCGAUGCGGUGACCGCGCCGAGGGAACCCAUUCCUUUUCCUGUCAACUCCAACGGCAGUGAUGUGCUCUCGUUUGUUGAUCAGGGGGUGCAGAAAGCCAACGCGAUAGUGCUGUUGAUCAUGCUGUCCGCUGCCGCCUUGGGGCUGCUGCUGCUCGGCUCCUUCCGCGACGAGUUGCGCGACUUCUACAGGGACUACCGCGACUACGUCUACCGCGACUUUGAGCCGUAUUUGGAGGAGGAGAGGCGAAUCUGGGAAGCAGGGGAGGAGCCGAAGAUGACGACGCACAAGGCGCUGUUCAUCGCAAAGAAAUCGUCGCAACGCUUUGGCGAGGUAUACGAGAAGGAAGGCGGCGCCGCUCGGUCGAUGUCGGGGGUGCUGCGCCGUUUCGCGGGCAUAGCGGCAGAAGAGCCGACAGAGCAUGGUGAAAAGAUGUGGUGA